Molecule: messenger RNA, 390 nt
Organism: Heterocephalus glaber (naked mole-rat)
Lineage: Eukaryota; Metazoa; Chordata; Mammalia; Rodentia; Bathyergidae
Source: RefSeq, a predicted model, not a curated record
CUCCCCAGAUGACUAACAGAGAAGCAGAAAAGGUGCUCAGCCUCCCACCAGAGGACAGCAAUAAUGGUGUGGAGAUGUCUGAGUCAGAGGAGCCCCAAGAAACCUCAAGCUCACUUGCAAGAUGUGAGCCAGUGUCCUGUGAUCCUGAAGCUCCCCAGAUGAAUGGAGAAGCAGCAGAGGAGGCUCCCAGCCAAGAACCAUGUGACAACCAAGAAGAUACUGCAGAUAUGGGAAACAAUCUUACUUUAGGAAAACCCAAGAGGAAAAAAAGAGGGAGGCCAAGCUGACGAAAGAUGCCCAGUCCCAAGGGCACACUUGGUAUCUCUGGAAAAGAGGCAUUCGUGGAUGUGGAGCUCCCCCAGGGGACGCAAGCAUCAGUCCAAGAGAAGG